AUGCAUCGAGCAAAUGUCAACAACAUGCCGGAGUCGGCUUGCAGAGAAACAGAAACCGAGGAGGAAAAGAGAAACAGACAACAAAGAGAUCACGGAAACGAAUCGUCCAAUAACAUCGUGUCUAUCAUAUCUCAAUAUGCAGAUGAUAAUUUAACACUUGUGCGGAACAUAAGCACCGGACUGGCUGUUGCUGGUGUGAUUGUAAUAGCAAGGAGUAUCAAACUGAUUACCAAAUUUCAAGCUGCAUCUGAUAUCCCCGCUCGAUUCAUUGAGAGGAGUGUCAGCCUUCGUGGGAAAGUUCAUUCGAUCGCCGAGAAAGGACUUGAAGUGGAGCAUGUCCCAAUUUAUCUGCCAGUCAUCUCUCCGUUAUUGUCAAAACACAAAGGUGUGAGUACAUCCCCGUUGCUGGUGAAUCUUGCAGGAGUGGAGCUGACUCCAGAGGGGAGGGAAUGGCUGCACAAGAACCUGGCCCCUGCCCAAACAGUCUGGUUAAAACUGAUCAGCAGAGAAGACGACAUACUAAACUGUUUGGUGUCCCAAAGCAGGGGGUCAAUGUGGGGCAGCUGUAUAAAUGAAGAGGUUCUCAGGCUGGGUCUGGCUCGCACUGCGCCUGUCGCUGGAGUCCACCCUGACACUCGUCUAUACUGGCGUCUCCACAAACGGCUGCACAGGGCAGAGGUCAAAGCCGAGAAGAAGGGGAGGGGUCUGUGGAAAGAAGACAGCCUAUGGGAGAGGGCUUCCAAAGCUGUCAGGGACAAUAUGAUAUUCAGAAUGAUGAGGAGGUUUUUUAAGAGGACUGAGAGUGACUGAUAGAUCCAAGACAUUCUGAAAAAAAGACUUGGUUAGCUUUGUUCUGAAAUAAUCAAAAUGUGACAGCACACUUUAUCACAAAGCUGUUUUAUUGGAGGGAGUACCUGUUCAUGCUAAUUGAUAUUGUGACUCAUCUAAAAUUAGUUUAAAAGUCUUGCCAUGAAUUGAAAAGAAGUGUCACCCAUUAUCAGUCUUGUCUGGUGUGACUGCUUCUCAAGGCUGUGAAUAGUAGUUUUCCUGAUAUAAAAAUUAAACUAUGUGCUUUACAUUC
Molecule: messenger RNA, 1081 nt
Organism: Scomber scombrus (Atlantic mackerel)
Lineage: Eukaryota; Metazoa; Chordata; Actinopteri; Scombriformes; Scombridae
Gene: miso1
Product: c18h3orf33 homolog (H. sapiens)
Exons: 5
Coding region: 1-810 (269 amino acids)
Source: RefSeq, a predicted model, not a curated record